Molecule: messenger RNA, 1312 nt
Organism: Tachysurus vachellii
Lineage: Eukaryota; Metazoa; Chordata; Actinopteri; Siluriformes; Bagridae
Gene: polr3gla
Product: RNA polymerase III subunit GL a
Exons: 8
Coding region: 213-863 (216 amino acids)
Biological process (GO): transcription by RNA polymerase III
Cellular component (GO): RNA polymerase III complex
Source: RefSeq, a predicted model, not a curated record
AAUAAGAGAGUUCGCGUUACAGUUUGUCAGCAGAAAACUCAAAACUAGCAAAUUACACCAUAAUAAUCUGGUGUGCUUUUUAAAAAAAUAUAUUUUUUAUUUAUCAUACAUGGAGAGUUAGCUAAAGUGUUAGCUUAGCAGGAUAAUUAGGAGGUUUGCACUAGGGGACCUAAAGAGGAGUUGAGCUGAGCAUCGAUCAGAGAUAAAACGAGAUGUCAGGAAGAGGUCGAGGUCGGAGUCUCUUCACCUUUAAUGUGGAUUCUCUGGGUUUCGGCAGAGGAGAAGCUUUACCCAGCAGCGUUCAGGCACCUUCAGCGCUCUACCCUCCCAUGCAGUUCAGACCGGUUCCUCUGCAGACAGGAGAGGAGGUGGACUACAUGCUCGCUCUUAAACAGGAACUCCGAGCCUCCAGCAAGAACCUGCCUUUCCACAUCCAACCAUCUGCACCUAAGAAAGACGUGAGCCGUUACUCUGAUAAAUACCAGACUGGAGAGGCGAAGCACAAUGAAUGGACUCCAGACUGGAGUCGACUCCCUAAAGAGCUCUGCAUCAAAGUUCAGAAGUCGCGCAAAGCCAAGUCCAAACCUUUAAUGAAGAGCAAAAUUAAACCUGCUGCUGCCAAAGAACUCAUACAGAAACUGGAGAACCUGGAAAAGAAAGAGGAGGUGAAUGGGUCAGAGGAGGAGGAGGAGGACGAGGAGAAGAAGAAAAAGACCGGAGAGGAAGAAGAAGAGCCUGACAAUGCAGAGGAGUACGAUGAAGAACAUUUUGAAGAGGAGACGGACUACAUCAUGUCCUACUUUGACAACGGCGAGGAUUUUGGAAGCGACAACGAUGACAACAUGGACGAAGCCACAUACUGAAAAAAUGUAGACAAAGUUUAGAUGAUUUCUCACAUGCUGGAUUUUCUUUUAGACUAGAGAGUGUGUGUGUGCGUGUGUGCGUGUGUGUGUGUGUGUGUGUGUCUGCUUAAAGGAAACUGAUUAAACAAGAUGUAGUUCAUUCUUGUUCAUCAGAGCUGAGUUUAAGUGGCAUAAACCCCCAGUUUUAACUCACGUAUAUUUUAUCUUAUUUUUAGGAAAUCGCUGCUGUUUACAUUCUUUAGCAGCUUUGUCCGAUAUUUUUGCUGCUUUAAAAAAGAUAUUCCAGAUGCAUCUUGGACAUUCUUAUAUUUUCUUUUCUUUGUCUGUCAUAAUGUCUCUGACUGUGUUUGAUACAAUAAGCUGUGAAAUCCUAUGUUAAACACUGGAGUGUAAAGGAAGAAAUAAUGACACUAGUAGGCGUGACAUGACAAUCGUAAACAGUGUGUAUC